Molecule: messenger RNA, 3240 nt
Organism: Clonostachys rhizophaga
Lineage: Eukaryota; Fungi; Ascomycota; Sordariomycetes; Hypocreales; Bionectriaceae
Source: the annotation of a GenBank genome assembly
AUGGCUCCCACCAUCGAAGAGCUCGACACGACCGUCCGGGCCUUUUACGAAGGCAGGGGAGAACAGCAAAAAGCCGCCCAGAAUGCGCUGAACCAGUUCAAAGAGGACCCUGACGCCUGGUUAAUGGUGGACAAGAUCCUCUCAAGCGCACAGUAUCCCCAAACAAAGUACUUGGGUCUUCAGGUUCUCGACAAUGUCAUCUUGACGAGAUGGAAGGUUCUGCCGCGAGACCAAUGCCAAGGUAUUCGUAACUUCAUUGUGCAGUUCAUCAUUCAAUCCUCGAGCACCGAAGAGUCUUUGAAGACGAACAAGACUCUCCUGAACAAGCUGAAUCUUGUUCUCAUUUCCGUCUUGAAGCAGGAAUGGCCCCAUAACUGGCCGACAUUCAUAAACGAAAUCAUCUCUUCCUGCCACUCCAACCUUUCCAUCUGCGAAAACAACAUGAUCAUCUUGCGAUUAUUGUCCGAGGAGGUGUUCGAUUACUCGGCUGAGCAAAUGACAUCGGCCAAAACGAGGAGUCUCAAGCAGACCAUGUGCGCUGAAUUUUCGCAAAUCUUCCAGCUCUGCCAGGAGGUUCUCAACACUGCUACCCAGCCUAGUCUCGUCAACGCCACUCUGGAGACCCUACUGCGCUUUUGCAACUGGAUCCCUCUCGGCUAUAUCUUCGAGACACCUCUGAUCGAUACCUUGCGUACGCGUUUCUUAUCGGUCCCCGAGUUCAGGAACAUCACCCUACAGUGCUUGACAGAAAUCGGAGGUCUACAGACCGGCGGGCCUGGCCAACCCAAUUCAUAUGAGGAGCAGCUUGUCAAAAUGUUCACCGAGGUUCUUACAACGAUUGCGGAGAUCAUCCCAGUCUCUCUCGACCUAAAGUCGACCUAUCCCAGCAGUAACUCGAAAGAUCAAGAAUUCAUCCAGAACCUAGCACUCUUUCUCUGCAACUUUUUUGGAAUGCACCUUCAUCUUAUCGAAAACUUGCCAAAUAGAGAUUUCCUCAUGCAUGGCCACUACUACUUGAUCCGGAUAUCCCAAAUCGACGACCGCGAAAUUUUCAAGAUCACCCUCGAUUACUGGCUCAAGAUGGUCCAAGAGCUGUACGAGGAGAUGCAGUCUCUUCCAUUGACCGACGUAAACCCAUUGAUGGGUGUUACUGGCAACAUGUCUGGCAGCGGAGCCCCGAAUCCCAACACCUUAAUGAAUUACCCGCUCCGAAAACACAAGUACAACGAGAUCCUCACGAAUCUACGAGUCGUUAUGAUCGAGAAGAUGGUCCGCCCUGAGGAAGUUCUGAUUGUGGAGAACGAUGAGGGUGAGAUUGUUCGAGAAUUUGUCAAGGAAAGCGACACUGUUCAGCUGUACAAAACUAUCCGAGAGUGUCUUGUCUACCUCACGCAUCUUGAUGUUGUUGACACGGAGAACAUCAUGACGGAGAAGCUAGCACGACAGGUGGAUGGCUCAGAGUGGUCGUGGCAUAACUGCAACGUCCUCUGCUGGGCCAUUGGUUCCAUUUCCCUCUCCAUGAACGAAGAGACUGAGAAGAGGUUCUUGGUGACCGUCAUCAAGGAUCUCCUGGGUCUUACCGAAAUGAAGCGCGGCAAGGACAACAAAGCCGUGGUUGCAAGCAACAUUAUGUACAUCGUGGGGCAGUAUCCCCGCUUCUUGAAGGCACACUGGAAAUUCCUUAAGACUGUUGUCAAUAAGUUGUUCGAGUUCAUGCAUGAAUCUCACGAAGGUGUCCAAGACAUGGCUUGCGAUACAUUCAUCAAGAUCGCUCGCCAGUGCCGUCGCCAUUUCGUGGCGCUUCAGCCUAGCGAGCAAGAGCCCUUUAUUGAAGAGAUUGUGAGGAACAUGGGUAAGAUUACAUGUGACCUCACCCCUCAACAAGUCCAUACAUUCUAUGAGGCAUGCGGUUAUAUGGUUGCAGCCCAAGGCAAUCAACAUCAGCAGGAGAGGUUGCUGGCCGAUUUAAUGAACAUCCCCAACACCGCAUGGGACGAGAUUAUCAAGCAGGCGACUAUGAAUCCUUCAAUCCUUCAAGACUCUGAGACGAUCAAGGUCAUUGGCAACAUCAUGAAGACUAAUGUGUCCGCUUGCUCAUCGAUCGGUCCUUACUUCUACCCUCAAAUCGGGCGCAUUUAUCACGAUAUGCUGCAGAUGUACCGUGCCACAAGUGGCCUCAUCUCUGAAGCUGUGGCAAGGGAUGGCGACUUGGCCCCCAAGAUGCCCAAGGUCCGAGGACUGCGAACCAUCAAGAAGGAAAUCCUUAAGCUUAUUGAAACAUACGUGGACAAAGCUGAAGAUUUGCAAGCCGUUGCUAACCAGAUGGUUCCUCCCUUACUGGAAUCAGUCUUGGUUGAUUACAACCGCAAUGUGCCGGGAGCUCGUGACGCUGAAGUUCUCAAGGCCAUGUCUACUAUCAUCACAAAGCUGGGUCCCUUGAUGGAGGAGCAGGUCCCUAUUAUUAUGCAAAAUGUGUUCGAAUGCACACUGGAGAUGAUCAACAAAGACUUCUCAGAAUUCCCCGAACACCGUGUUGAGUUUUUCAACCUCCUUCGAGCCAUUAAUCUUUACUGCUUCCCUGCUCUUUUGAAACUUGAUAACAACCAGUUCAAGUUUGUCAUCGACUCCUGCUCCUGGGCUUUCAAGCACGACAACCGUGAUGUCGAGGCCGCUGGACUGAAUAUGUGCCUGGAGCUCAUCAACAACAUCGCAGAGAAGACUGAUGUUGCAACAGCAAAUGCUUUCUUCCAGCGAUUCUUUGUCAACAUUCUCCAAGACGUGUUCUUCGUCGUCACCGAUCCAGACCACAAGGCCGGGUUUAAGACGCAGUCGAUGGUUUUGAUGAAGCUGUUCUACUUUGUCCAUCCUGCUGAUGGCACAGCCCCCAAGAUCCAGGGGCCUAUUUACAACGCGGAGCAAGCCCCUGGUGGAACAAGCAACCGUGAAUUCUUGAGCAGUUUUGUCGUGAAUCUGUUACGAAAUGCAUUCCCCAACCUCCAACAGGCCCAAAUCGCUAACUUCGUGGAGGGACUGUUUACGCACAACACUCAGUAUGACAAGUUCCGCCUGAACCUGCGAGACUUCCUCAUCUCCCUGAAGGAGUUUGCAGACGAUAACGCGGAGCUAUUCGCGGUUGAGAAGGAACAAGCCGAGCGGGACACGAAGGCGGCUGAUAUGGAGCGACGACAAAAGGUCGGCGGACUGCUGAAGCCGUCAGAGCUGGAUGACGAAGAGCUGUGA